This is a messenger RNA of Pocillopora damicornis (cauliflower coral), 1063 nucleotides long. RefSeq names its product steroid 17-alpha-hydroxylase/17,20 lyase. Gene Ontology annotation, biological process: progesterone metabolic process; hormone biosynthetic process. The record is from RefSeq and is a predicted model, not a curated record. NCBI's taxonomy places the organism in Eukaryota, Metazoa, Cnidaria, Anthozoa, Scleractinia, Pocilloporidae. Gene Ontology annotation, molecular function: steroid 17-alpha-monooxygenase activity; heme binding; iron ion binding.
AUGACGCUAGAAGGCAGUGUUGCAGAAGAUUUGUAUUCACAUGUAAAACAGAAAACCUGCCGCAUGUCUCCUGUAGUUGUGUACAGCAAAUCUAUUCAAAAUCACGUUUACAUCGAAUUUAGGGAAGAAAUACCUUUGAACAUACACCCUAACGUUUUUCUUUUGUUUUCUUUAUCACCUAGCUUGAGAGAAAAGUAUGGUAAAUUGUAUUCCAUGAAGGUGGGGAGUUUUAAAACCGUCGUUGCCGAGGAUGCUGCUUCAGUGAAAGAAGUGUUGGUGAAGAAAUCGGCUGAUUAUGCUGGAAGACCUCCAUUCCAUAGCUUCGUGAUGACCACUCUUGGCGGAAAGGAUAUCGCAUUUGGAAAUUAUGGUCCUGCAUGGAAGUUUCAUCGCAAACUCUUUAUGACGGCGGUGCGAAAGUAUAUCUCGGAUCAAGAGCUGGUUGAAGAAAGAAUCUCCGAGCAAGCAAAAAGGCUUCUGCAGUACUUUGAAGACCAGAAGGAAAAAGGUUUUGACCCAUCACAGAUUUUGAUGGAAAGCGUUGCAAACGUCAUCUGUCGAAUCACGUUUGGAAAGCUCUUUGAUUCAUCACAUCCAGAUUUUAAGGAACUCUUGGAGAUAAACAACAGAGCCUUUACAGACACCGAAUUGAAUAGUCAAAUAUUUAUGUUAGAUAACUUUCCCAUAGCCAAAUACCUCCCAUUCAAAGCUUACGAAACAGAGAAAAAAAUGACUGAUCGACUCUUUGAGAUUCUGCGCAAUCAGCUAAGGGUGCAAGAGAAAGCAUUUGAUCCCGAAGCGGAGAUCGAGAGCCUCACUAGUAGCCUUUUGAAGGAAAAACUUGUCGCCGAAAAUGAAGUUGGCACUGGGGAGAAAGCAGCCAUCUUGUCCGACGACUACAUAAUCAACACCAUGGAAGACAUGUUCAGCGCUGGUUAUGAGACCACCAGCACUACUCUUCGUUGGGCCAUUGCUUACUUAGUUCACAAUCCUGACUGUCAAACAGAGAUUCAGAACCAGUUGGAUGAGGAGGUAGGGAGGGAUCGUAUGCCAGGUCUGGAUG